Messenger RNA from Trichobilharzia szidati, 1948 nucleotides. NCBI's taxonomy places the organism in Eukaryota, Metazoa, Platyhelminthes, Trematoda, Strigeidida, Schistosomatidae. The record is from the annotation of a GenBank genome assembly.
ACUCAAACGAGGGAAUUUUGGUUUUGGAAAUACUAUCGGGCUCUCAAACUGUAUGGAAAACUGCUCUCAGUACAGCCUGUGAAACUGAACUCUUGUAAGGAUAAGUUUUAACAGGUGCAAAACAAUCAUGGAGACAUUAGAAUCGAUGUUAAAAACAAUGCGGGAGUUUGUUAACUUUAUUGAUCAAAACAAGCAAAAUAUUUUCAGUGGCGUAGGUAUUUCACCUGUUGCCUAUAAGCCAGUGUCCGGUUGUUCGUUAUGCACAUCCAACUUGAAUUCUGUGCAGAAUGACUAUCUUACACAGAUUCUGACUCCACUGGUGUCUAAAUUGAAUGGUUGCUUAGACACUGUCAACUCAAGUCGAGAGACAUUUAAGGCACCACAACUCGUCCUUAAUUCUAUAAACACACAACAAACGAAGCCCGUUGAGUUGUUUUCCUGGUGUCCUGUAGAAGUACAGGUAGAUGGAGAUUGUUGUCUUGGAGGAAUAGAAAGGGGAUCAAAUGAAGUGUGUAAAUUUACAAUAACAAAACGUGUAUUGUCUGUCUCUGAGAAUGGUCAGACUGUUUAUACUGAAGGUGGUAAUGCUUAUCAGUUGCAUGGAGGAUUUUCUUGGUCCACGUUUUGUGCGGUUAACCCCAGUUUACCGUUAACUUCACCUCCUACGGGAAUAGUUAAUGCCUUCUCUAAUGGAUUUCCUGCAGGCAAUUGGAGAAGUUGGACUCAAGGAUUGUACUACUUCACAUCUACUAUUUUUGAUGGAUUAGAAGUGUCUGCAACUGUUGGACCCACAUUGAAACCUGUAAAUAUGAUAGAUUCUACUCCUGUUCAACAGUUAAAGGAUAAUCAUCCGUAUAAACAUAUCUUGUCUUCCUAUAAUGUGGAUUCGCACAUUGUAAAUACACUGUGUACUUUGGACAAAGAUUUACCAACCAAAAAUCAUGCUGUUAAAUUCAGUGAGUCAGAAAAUGUAAAAUCGAAACAUCAACCUAUUGCUAAUGAAUCUUCUGGUAUAGCCGGGGAUGAAAACAAUCUGUCGACUACAGCUGCUACUACUACUACUACUUCUGAUUUUUCUUAUAUUCCAUCAGUAUCUGAAGUCUGUGAAUUUAAAAAACCGUCGAAUAAUCUUAGAAAAAGGAAACCUAGUAAAAAAGUAAGAAUUGAACAAGAAGAACAAGAUGGUGAGGACGAGGAGGAGGAGGAGGAAGAGACAGGCGAAAUGGAUGAUGAGGAAGAAGAAGGAGACUGUGUUGUAAUGCAGAAAACCAAUCCUCAGCAUCAGCAUCAUCAUCAUCACCGUCGUCAUGAUCGUCAUCAUCAUGUAAAUAAAACUGCUAGACAAAGUGAAAGAGCCUUGUACAAGUCACUUCUACGUAGUGAUAUGAAUAACAAUAACAAUUGUCGUGGUGACAAUAAUAGUCACCGUAGAAAUAAUAAUAAUAAUAAUCCUAAUGCUGCUGCUAACAAAGAUUAUGAUAAUAAUAAUAAAGCCAAAAAUGGUGUUGUCUCACAAAAACACCGAAGGAAUCAAACGAAUGAUGAUGAUCCUAGUGAUAUUGAUGAACGCUAUCGAUUGUAUACAGCUUCAGGUAAAGUAGUCGACGUUAGACAGUUAGGUCGUACAAGAUCUGGUCGUUUAUCCUUACCAAAACUGGAUAAACGUUAUGAACAGAGUAUUGUUAUGAAUCAAGGACAUGUGCUGGGUGUUAAUCAUAAUGUAGAUGAUGAGACCAUAUUAUCAUGGUUAUCAUCAUCCGACAGUUCAUAGAACGGUACUUUAUUACUACUACUUCAUACAGACAUUGUCAUUCGAGCCUGCUGACUUUAUCUUAUAUUUACACAUACUAGAGAAGAUAUUUAAUAUUACUGUUAUUUUUGUACUUGUACAUACUAUGACAUAUUUGCAAUUAUAUAAGGUUUUGUUUUAAUAAAUGAAUUAUUUUUA